Molecule: messenger RNA, 365 nt
Organism: Saccostrea echinata
Lineage: Eukaryota; Metazoa; Mollusca; Bivalvia; Ostreida; Ostreidae
Exons: 3
Coding region: 1-357 (118 amino acids)
Source: RefSeq, a predicted model, not a curated record
AUGAGGGAAAAGAAAGAAUGCCAGAAGGUUGCAUUUGUCAACAUCACUUCUUAUGAAACUGAAAAAGAUGCAGUUCAGAAUAUUCCAACAGAGCGUCGCACAAAUGAGAGAACAGUUGUAAAUGUGUCACCACUUGCUCAAUCUAUUGAAUUUCGAGUAAAGAGAAACGACAAAGAAGCAAAAAAACCUUCGUUUGGGAGUAAUGACGUAAAUGAUGACGUGUACAGUCAUCUGCAUGAAAAGGAGGAUCCAAACAUUGAUGAAAAUUACGACCACACCCACGUAAUCCCUAAUCAGAUGAUGGGAGACAGUUACUACGGUAAUCUUAACACAGGAAGAAAACACGAAGGGAAAUAGAACUAAAA